Molecule: messenger RNA, 2097 nt
Organism: Salpingoeca rosetta
Lineage: Eukaryota; Choanoflagellata; Craspedida; Salpingoecidae
Exons: 2
Coding region: 459-1757 (432 amino acids)
Source: RefSeq, a predicted model, not a curated record
CCGCCUGCCCGAUCCCGUUAGCUGUGCAUCAAACCUUUCCAGAACACAAACAAGAAAACUUGAACGACAGCGACGACAGCGACAACUGGCUGGUGUUUGGUCCGUGUGUGCGUGGGUGUGUUGCUUGCUUAACAGCAGCUGCUGUUUGUUGUUGUUGUUGAGAACAACGCCGCUCACAUCAAGGCAUCAAAGGACGCUCUCAUCAUCUCAAAGGGACGCUCUCAUCAAACCAAAAAACAAGCUGACUAAGGCCACAAUCACCCGCUGGUCUACGCCACGCCUCGUGUGUCUGCUGUUCAUUUCCCUGUUGAGUAGUAACAUAACAAGAGACGAAGCAGAACUAGAACCAACAGCAACAGAAAACAACACCCAGCAGAACCAGCAGACAGACACAGCACCACCAACAGAAACAACAUCCAGCAGAACCUGGAAGCCAGCAAGCAGAGAGCAAAACAAGGAUGUUGUUGGAGGUCAAGGCGAUGCACUCGCAGCGCGUUGUGCUGGAGGAUGUUGACACGAGCGAGGACUUCACCGUGGGCGCCGUGGUGGAGGCGCUGCAGCAGAGCGGCCGCAUCCCAAACCAGCUGGUGGAGACGGCCAGGAAAGACCUAGCACUGGUCAUCGUGCGCCCGAACGACGGCGCAUGCCUUGUCCCUUCGCAGGCGCAAACAUGGUCGUCCCUCGAGAUCAAGCCCGAGGACACCCUCAUGCUCAUUUCGCGACACGAGGAAGCCAUGCACCUCCUGCAGUUUGAGCACACGACCUCCGAGGUGGUCAUGAUGACGCAGCUGAAGCAAGCGCAGCGGCUGGGCCUCCUGUCCUCGGAAGAGUACCGCGUGCUCGUCCGCAUCGCACGCGACCAGCACCACCCCCUGCACACGGGCCUGCGCCACAUCCACGCCGCCUUUGGCACGGACCUGCAGGACCUGGUGGAGGAGGCACGCGAUCUCCUCAUGACAUCCGGCGCGUCGGGCCUGGUGUUUGACGGGCGCGAGCAGCAGCAACCGUCACCGUCACCGUCCCAGACACAAUCGCACCCACCAUCACUCUCCCAGUCGCAAUCGCAACAGCCGCCAAAGUCACAGCAGCAGUCACAGCAGCAGCGCCCUGCACGGCCGCAAGCACAACAUGCGCAGCCGCCCCCAUACUCAACAGCAGCGAACACCACCAGCGCAGCCAGCACGAGCAACAGCAAGGCUGCCAGUGGCAGUGGCAGUGGUGGUGGCGGCACUGGGCGCACGCGCGUGUUUCUGCAACACGUGCCACCGACAACACAGCAUGACAUCAUGUGGAUGAUGAGCACGCUGAUUAUUGCGUUUUUCUCGUUUAUGGCCAUGAUGACGCACGUGUUCUUCAUCAAGGAGAGCAGCGUGUUUCUCGGGCCGGUCAUCCACGGCCUGGCGGGCCUGCUUGCCCUGUACGAAGUGUUUGGGUGCAGGUCCCUCUUGGGCUACGACCCCUUUGUCCAUGCCAUUGGACACGGCGUCCGGGAUUUUCUGCUUGUGGCGUUUACGUUCAACGCAACGCUGGACAUGUAUGCGUUUGCAAACGCGCCCCACCUCACCUUCUCCACGCUGACAACCAACUUCUUUGGCGUGCUGGUGACGCUGGUGUGGCUGAUUGCGCUUCGCUGCUCCUGGAAGUCGGCGCCGGAAGCCGAUUCCGUCAUGGCCCUCACGCUCUCGCUUAUGACCCUCUUCUGCACCUCUGUCAUCCACAACCUCGUCCACCUCGACCUCACACCCGCGCCCAUCUGACAUGCUGCCUGUUUGUGAUGUGCUGUGUUUGUGUGUUGGGUGUUGGGUUUAGGGGUUGUCUUUGUCUGUCUGUCUGUGUGUGUGCAUGCGUGUGCGUGUGUGUGUGUGUGUGUGUGUGUGUGUGCACAGUGUGACAGCUGAUCUUUCAUCAUCUCUUCCUCUGCAUUCUGCUACCUUCCUGUUACACAAUCACGCACAUGCACAUGUGUACACGUGCGCUCCUGCGCAGCUGGGUGCACGUCGCUGAAUCACCCUUGAUCUGUUCAUGCACUUUCGUUUAUUAUUCUUCGCUUAGAGCCGGCAGUUACCAUUACACCUGAAAUGAUAUAGAUGUACACGG